Molecule: messenger RNA, 2598 nt
Organism: Sciurus carolinensis (gray squirrel)
Lineage: Eukaryota; Metazoa; Chordata; Mammalia; Rodentia; Sciuridae
Gene: Rinl
Product: Ras and Rab interactor like
Exons: 12
Coding region: 155-1888 (577 amino acids)
Biological process (GO): vesicle-mediated transport
Cellular component (GO): cytosol; endocytic vesicle
Molecular function (GO): small GTPase binding; guanyl-nucleotide exchange factor activity
Source: RefSeq, a predicted model, not a curated record
UCCUGCUACCCCAGGCAUCCCGUCGGAAACAGAGGCCAGACCAUGGCUGCCUGGCUUCCCACACCCUGAGGAUGGUCCAGCCAGACAACAUGGCCUCUGCGGCUCCCACCGAGGGGGAGAGGCUGCCCCUCCCUGCACCUUUGACCCUACCUCCAUGUCAAACUGCCUACUUCUGACCCCUGACCUCCUGGACCCUGCACAUCACAGGCCGGUCCCACCACAGGCAAAUGGAGCAGGCAAGACCCCUCUAGGGGUCCUCAGCACCCCAGAGCCACUUCUUCGUCUGAAGAGGACAUGGGGUGUGUGGCAGGUCCCAGAGUUGGAUGCCAAGGAGGCAGAGGCCCUUGUGAAGCUGUGGCCACUAGGGAGUUUCCUGGUCACAGGACAUGACCCCAGCCAAGUCCUGGUAUUGAAGACAGGACUUUCACCAAGAGAAGUCAACACCUACCAGAUCCAGAAGGUGCCUGGAGGAGUGUCCCUGGAGUCCUCCAACCUCUGCAUGCCAGACCUGCCCCAUCUCCUGGCCUUCUUAUCAGCCAGCAGGGACGUUUUGCCCCAAACACUGCUCUUGCCCCCUCCCACCCCUGUGCCUGGAGGCAGACACAAAGAGUCCCUGCAGGUUGGCAGGGUACAAGGUGAGCCCUCAGGGAGGGUGCUCUCUGUGGUGAACCAGCUCUAUCUGGAGACCCAUGGAGGCUGGGGAAGGGAGCAGACCCCCCAAGCGGUGGAGCCAGAGACCGACCCGAGACUCGCUCCAGCCCCCAGGAACCCCGUCCUGCACCAGGUCUCCUGGGUGGAAGGCCCGCUCAGUCCAGAGGUGCACCACCCUGUACCGGCUCUGGCCAGCCUGGUGGAGGAGAAAGAGGAGGAGGAGGAAGACAAUGACACCUACAAUGACCAAGAGGAAGAGCCGGAGGAUGUGCUCACCGCGCACGUCCGAGCACUGGCCAGGGCGCGGAGCAGCUACGUGGGCAGGCAGUACCGGGGCCUCCGGGCACGCCUCACCUCGGAUUGCACGGGUUCCCACAGGCCUGGAGACCCUGCCACUGAGCUGCUGCAGGAUGUGCGGCACCUCCUUACUGACCUCCAGGAUUACUUGUCGAAGGACCCCGACGUCAGAGCUGUCUUUGGGAGCAGGGGCCCGAGGUUCCCCCAGACGGACGAGGAUAUUGGUAACGGGGAAGACUGGAAGGGAACCCCCAUGGCCUCAGGUCCCGCAGUGGAGGCGGCCGUAUGCCGGGCAGUGCUGGAGCCCCUGAAGCCUGCCCUGUGGACGCGACUCCGCACGCUCCGCGCCCAGGAACUGCGGCGACUGAGGCGGCGACAAAUAGCCCUGCGGGUGGGAGCGGGGCCUCCAGGCGCUCAGGGGGUGGGGCUUGAGGGGCAAAGCCCCGCCCCCGCCCUGCGGAGCCGCAUCCACUCGCGCCUGGAGCACCUGCACGCCGCGUGCGCGCCGCGCCGCAAGGUGGCGCUCCUGCUGGCGGUGUGCAGUGACGUCUACGCCGGCCUGGCCCGCUGCGACAACCAAGAGCCCCUGGGAGCCGACGCCUUCCUGCCAGCCUUGACCGAGGAGCUGAUCUGGAGUCCGCACAUCGGGGAGACACAGCUGGACGUGGAGUUUCUCAUGGAGCUCUUGGAUCCGGACGAGCUCCGGGGAGAGGCGGGGUACUACCUGACCACGUGGUUUGGGGCGCUGCACCACAUCGCCCACUACCAACCUGAUGCAGGCCGCGCACCCCAGGGGCUCAGCUCCGAGGCUCGUGACUCCCUUCGCCAGUGGCACCGCAGGCGCACGCUGCAUGGACAGAACCCACCUGGAGCCCAGGCCAACCUGCCAUUUGAGGAGCCAUGGUCAGUAGCAGCUGUGCCAGGGGCCACUGAUGAUUAGGGGUCUCAAACCCCUCCACUCCCCAAGCAAGAUGCAGAGGCAGCUGGGAAGCAGGUGGCGUAGGGAUGGUUCCCAGGAAAAGGGAACAUCCCACCUCUGGGCCUUCACAGGGCUCUUCCGGCUUCCUGGAAUGUGCCUUCUCUCCCCUCCAGGUCCUUAUGCACAUGUCACCUCAGUGAGGCUCUCCCUGAUACCCCUUUCUAGAACCAUAUCUACUCCCACCUGACUCUCAAUGGUAGGAAAAAUAAUGAUACCUGGCAAGGAUGUCCCAACCUCACCCACAAACUGUGAAUGUGCCACCUGACACAUUAAAAGGAACUUCGCAGAUAUGGUCACAACAAGGACAGAGGUGGGGAGGUUAUCCAGGAUCCUGGUGAGCUGUGUGCUGUCCCAGGGAUCCUUAGAAGAGGGUGGGCGGCAAGGGUGUCAUGGCAUGAGCCUUUAGUCCUAGCUGCUUGGAGUUGAAGGCCAGCCUGGACAAUGUUGCCAGGCCCCAAUUCACAAAAAAAAAAAAAAGGUUUGGGCGGGUCAGAGGAGGGAUGAUGCGGAUAGAAACCAGUGGUGUUGCCAAGAGCCAUCAAUGCAGACCCACUAGAAGGUGAAGAAGACAAGGCAUGGACGUCCCCCGAGGCUUCCGGAAGGAACUCAGCUUUUGAUCUGAAAGCCCAUUCUGGAUUUCUGACCUAGAGAACUGGAAAACAAUAAAUUGG